Messenger RNA from Carassius auratus (goldfish), 3092 nucleotides. It is a transcript of the gene gabra5, whose product is annotated as gamma-aminobutyric acid type A receptor subunit alpha5. Lineage: Eukaryota; Metazoa; Chordata; Actinopteri; Cypriniformes; Cyprinidae. Gene Ontology annotation, cellular component: membrane. Gene Ontology annotation, biological process: monoatomic ion transmembrane transport. Gene Ontology annotation, molecular function: extracellular ligand-gated monoatomic ion channel activity; GABA-A receptor activity. The record is from RefSeq and is a predicted model, not a curated record. The coding region runs from base 683 to 2065 and encodes 460 amino acids. The transcript is spliced from 11 exons.
AACAGACUGGCGCGAGUCGGGGGGAGGAGGGAGGGGGGCUAAGGGUAAACGCUCGUGCGCAAAAUGCCUAGUAAGCAUAAUUGUUGGGGAAAUCCACUCAUUUUAUAGCGUCCACGCUUGCAACGCACGCCGGCGCCGCGGUAAUCGCGCUUUUCUCUGAAUAAGCUCAAACAAGAUAAGUUUCAAACCCCAAACGGCCGCUCAAAUAUCCCUCGGGGGGUAAUUAUGCAGCGCGCGCAGAAGUGACGUCCUAUUACUUUAGUCCCAAACACGAACAAAUGCCACUAGAGUGAUAGUCGGGCUAGAGUGGGGAGAGCAACGGACGUCCAAACCGGCGACCCGGUAAGCGGAAAAUCUUGUUAAACUCUGUAACGCUUGAACGGUUGCGCAGAUAAGCGUUGAGAUGUCGUGCACUAGGCUACCACAGAGGGAAGAAGGGGGAAAGUAAUGGAGUGAUGAAGAGGUCUGUGGGAUGCGGGGGAAAGGAAGGGAUGCUCUGCAGCGGUGGUUCAGUCACUCAAUCGUAGAAGAGGACGCAACAAUGAGCCUGAAUGGUUAAGACUGGAUAUUAUCUGUAAAACAGCGCAUCACUGCUGUAAGCUGAACGUUGCGGGAUUUUGCUCACUGCUUCAAAAGGAAUUCAUUGCAGUUGUUCAACGUGGAUCCACUGCACCAUUCAGGUAUGGGAUAUGGACCAAAUUGCAGCGCCAAAAUGAGAAGUCUGUGGGUUGGUGUUUUGUUCAUGACUUUCACCUGCCGUCUGAGCCUUUCCCAGUCUACUACAGGGAUUCCUAAAGAGUCAGAGCUCAAUGAUAACAUCACAGUAUUCACACGAAUCCUGGAUGGAUUGCUGGAUGGCUAUGAUAACAGACUGCGACCUGGGCUUGGAGAGAAAGUGACAGAAAUUAAGACCAACAUCUUUGUGACCAGCUUUGGACCAGUGUCAGACACUGAGAUGGAAUACACCAUUGAUGUAUUUUUCCGUCAAAGCUGGAAGGAUGAGCGUCUGUGUUUCAAGGGGCCCAUGGAAAUGCUACCUCUGAAUAACCUGCUGGCCAGCAACAUCUGGACACCAGACACCUUUUUCCUUAAUGGCAAAAAAUCCAUUGCUCACAACAUGACAACGCCCAACAAGCUUCUGAGACUGAAGGAUGAUGGGACAUUGCUGUACACCAUGAGAUUGACCAUAUCAGCGGAGUGUCCCAUGCAGUUGGAGGAUUUUCCUAUGGAUGCUCAUGCCUGCCCACUCAAAUUUGGCAGCUAUGCCUACCCUAUCUCAGAAGUGGUUUAUAAGUGGACCAAAGGCCCUGGCAUGUCUGUGGUUGUGGCAGAGGAAGGGUCACGUCUCAACCAGUACCAUCUGAUUGGUCACACUGUUGGUACGGAAGAUAUCAGCACAAGUAGAGGUCAAUACACAGUCAUGAUGGCCCAUUUCUACCUGAAGAGGAAGAUCGGUUACUUUGUGAUUCAGACCUACAUGCCCUGCUUCAUGACUGUCAUUCUGUCCCAAGUCUCAUUCUGGCUCAACCGUGAAUCUGUCCCUGCCAGGACUGUCUUUGGUGUGACCACAGUGUUGACCAUGACCACCCUCAGCAUCAGCGCCCGCAACUCUCUUCCCAAAGUAGCAUAUGCCACUGCAAUGGAUUGGUUCAUCGCUGUUUGCUAUGCCUUUGUGUUCUCAGCGCUUAUCGAGUUUGCCACAGUCAACUACUUCACCAAACGCAGCUGGGCAUGGGAUGGAAAGAAGGCCUUGGAGGCUCAGCAGCCUAAAAAAAAAGACCCACUGGCACUCUCCAAAAAGCCAAACAAUGCCUGUUUGUCUGGAGUUAACUUCACCCCCAACAUCACGAAGGAUGCAGCUAUCUCAACCAUCUCUAACAGCACCACAGUCCAGCUGAAGAGCGCUGAGGCUAAGCCUGCAAUCGACCCCAAAAAGACUUACAACAGUGUCAGCAAAAUUGACAAGAUGUCUCGGAUAGUGUUCCCGGUCCUCUUUGGGACUUUCAACUUGGUCUACUGGGCCACAUAUCUCAACAGGGAACCAGUGAUUACAGGAGCGGUUUAGCCCACGCAAAGCCCCUAUGCCACUGCGACAUUCCUUUCACAACCUCUUUUUCUUCUUCACUUCAAUACUCGACGACAAGCUGAUCUUGCAAAAAAACGAUGCCGAGCACUUACUUACUGCACCUCUCACUUUGCUAUUCUAUAAGAGGAGUGCUCCUGUUGAAUUUUCUUCCUGAUUUCAAAAAUUGCAUGAUAGAUUCAAAGCUCUAUGGGAAUAUAAUUGCCAUAUCUGCCUUGACUUCCUACUUUAUAUUUCUCUGGUUUCCACUGGUUAUUGCAUUCAACUUACAAUGAAUUGAGCACCACACAAGCUUCCAUUUCAGCCAUGAAAAUUUUCCAAGGGAUGUGAACAAAAAUGAAUGCAUUUGGCAUCAGCAUUUAUCGCAGAAUAAAAAACAUUUAUGAAAAGAAGUACAGCAAGGCCAAAUGCUAUGCAAAAACCAUUUUCUACUAUGUUGUAAUGGGUAAUUGCUUAUAAUGAAACCCUUGCUUUGUAUUAAUGGAUUUCAGGCUUCUCUUCUUUGUUUAUUCUCUUCUUUGUCUUUAGCAUCAGUGGAGUAAUCAGAUGCUAAGCUAAGUUUUUAGCCAUGCUAAAAAUGUUGCCUUCAGAGGGAUUACUUCAUACGAGUGCUCGGGAAUGUAUCGCAAUUACUGAUUUCACUUUUGUUUGUCAUUUUUUUCUAAGCUUUUUUGAAGUAGCUAAAUAGAAUUGUGCACCUUAGGCAGCUUUUCACACUUUAGACCAAGAUACCCUGCAAGGUGAACAAGGUUGGGUUGCAGCUAAGAUUUUCGAAUCAUUUGUACAUAGCUUGUGUAUGCUUUGCUUUUAGCGUAGACGUGGCUUAACAUAAGUGAGGAAGAGCUAAAAAUUGUUCUGAUACACUACUCUGAUGUGCAGCCAAUGUGACAUGAAUGAUGAUGAAAACGCAGAUUUUAUUGUUAAAUAUUGUAGGCUUUGACAGAAUGUGGUAUUCCUUUACAGUUAAUGGUUUUUACAUGGGCUUUUCAUGCUGUUUAUGCGACAGACA